Molecule: messenger RNA, 1463 nt
Organism: Halichondria panicea
Lineage: Eukaryota; Metazoa; Porifera; Demospongiae; Suberitida; Halichondriidae
Exons: 7
Coding region: 421-1311 (296 amino acids)
Biological process (GO): phosphatidylcholine biosynthetic process
Source: RefSeq, a predicted model, not a curated record
AUCCGUAAAGUUCACAUUUUUAAAAUUUUGAAGCCAUAGAUUAUUACUCAGUCUAGUCUAGUCACCUCACCAUAGAGUAGUCUAUCUAUGUCCUCACCACUUGCCUUGUGUCUCAGUGCAACCUACUGAGAUAAGAUUUGAUGGCCACUACUGAUCCCUCCAGAGCUGGUACAUCUAUAAUUAAAGAUCACCGGCCAUCAGCCUGAAUUAAACUCGCCACAGAAAAGCACAAGUGGUUGCGGGCACAAGUGUGGCAUACCAAGUGAAGUCGCUGAUUCAGAAGUAGAACAACUGAUAGAUGGAUCAGACUAUUUGGACCUGGACCUUGUUGAUCUGAACCGGGAAGACUACAAUGACAUAGUGACUAUCCUCAAACUGAAUGAUGUGCUCAGAGACAAACUGGCAUUCACUGUAUUCUCAAUGAACAUUUUCUUCACCUGUUUUCUGGUUGGCUAUGUUCCAAACUAUUUCUACAUCUGGUACACUGGGAAAGCAGUGGUCCUCCUCUCCUAUCGAUGGUACACAUACAAACAACUCGGAUUCCACUAUUUCCUCUUUGAUUUUUGCUACUUUACAAACGUCCUCAUCCUUAUCUACCUGUGGCUACCCUCCAGCCUCCUGGGAGACUACUGGCGGGGGGCAUUGUUUGUUGGUAUUUUCAGCUUCUCGUUUGGUCCCCUCCUAAGCGGUAUAUUGCUGUGGAGGAAUUCCCUGGUGCCCCACUCGACUGACAAGAUGACCUCACUCUUCAUACACAUUUCACCUGUCAUGGCUCUUUGGGGAAUUAGAUGGUUUUCGACGGAGGAGCAGGGUUUUCCCCUUUGCUCUGAGCCCACCGUCCCAGGUCCGAGAGGUUGUGAUCAUGUGACCAUGACUGACGCUGUCUAUGUGCCUAUUUUCCUGUACGCCAUGUGGCAAAUCAUGUACAUCGUAGUGAUAUUCAUAUGGAGGAAGGAGAAAGUAUCGAAGAAAAAGUACUCCACUAGCUACACUUGGAUGGUUGAGCGAUCUAAAUUAGGAUUUAUGAACAAGAUCUAUCGAAUAUUUGGAGAAAAGUACCAGAAGCCGAUGUUUGUAUUCUGGCAGCUCAUCUACACCAUUGUGUCAAUGCUCCCCGUCAAGUUUUACUUCCACAAUACUCUCCUUGGUGUGUUCGUGGGUUCUGUGGUAAUGACGUUUGCCUGCUACAAUGGAGCCAGCUUCUACAUCGAUGUGUUCAGUCAGCGCUACUACUUUGAGAAAGUACUUAAGAUUCCUGCUUCUCAGAAACCAACUGGACAAACAGAAAUGUAUGCGCACAAGAAAAACUGAAACACAAAAAGACAAUACCAUGCAUGUCUCGGCCCCUUCAUGUUCUAUACAUAUAGCUACCGGUAUAUGUAUUUCAUGUAAUUAUACCAUUGCUUAAAGAUACAUGAGUGCAUAUUUCGUCAAUGUUCAUUAUUUUUGAGCUGUAACUGUAA